Messenger RNA from Nerophis lumbriciformis (worm pipefish), 651 nucleotides. The record is from RefSeq and is a predicted model, not a curated record. Lineage: Eukaryota; Metazoa; Chordata; Actinopteri; Syngnathiformes; Syngnathidae.
AUGCAGUACCACUCAAAGGAGGAGCAAGUCGAGGGAAGCUACAGUACGUGGCAGUCAUGGGUACCAGAGGCCAGAUCUAGUCUAAGCAGUCCUGACCCUCUGGUGAGAAAGGCCUUCCUGAUGGCCCAUCAUUUGAUAAGACUAUGUGAUCACUGGGGGGGGUUGACAGCACUGGGUAUUGCGCCUACUCCCUGUGCCGCAGCUCUUCAAUACACUGGAGAUGUGCUCCUUACACGGUUCCCCAUCUUCUUCAGACGAUGGCCACGUGUCUUCCAGGAUGUGACAGAGAAUACAGCUUGUCAAACACUUAUGAGGAUCCUGGUUGAACAGUUACUCCGACGCCGAGAACUGGCAUGAAGCGUAAUAUUGUCAGUUUAUAUUCCAGCUGGCCAGAUGGCCAUGCAUUGCCAUGAGAGUGGCAUGUCGGCAGUUAUUCCUCAGCUGAAGUAGUGUGUGGGUGCUUAUGUGGAGAGAGUCAUCUACCCUGAUAUCAGAGAAAAGGGAGGAUGGGGUGAUUUUGUAUCGCGUUUAAAGAAGAAGACCCUGGAGGCUGAGGUGAAAGAAUUGUGUUGCUGGACCCUGCUGGCUUUAGCAUCAAGUUUCCUCAUUUACUUCUUGAGGAAAGAAGUUUUUGCCAACAUUGCCAUCUAG